This is a messenger RNA of Cuscuta campestris, 677 nucleotides long. NCBI's taxonomy places the organism in Eukaryota, Viridiplantae, Streptophyta, Magnoliopsida, Solanales, Convolvulaceae. The record is from the annotation of a GenBank genome assembly.
CAUCUAAACUCAAUCUUCUUCAAUCUCCUUGCAUAUUUUAUCCUCUCUAACAUUUUUUUUGAGAUUUCUUCAUCACCAUGGGCAAAGACAAGAGUAGGGCUGCUACCUCCGGGAAAUCGAAGUCUAAAUCCCGGGCACCGUCCACAACCUCCGAGGAACGCCUCUACUACGGCGAUAGGUCGUACCUCUGGUUCGAUUCCGAGGAGGAGCGCACCCGAUUUCUCACCUUUUUCUCUAAACGGGUUGUGGCUCCCCCACGGAUCAUCCCGGAGCGCUACCCGGAGUUGCAGGGCUACGAUGACCUCGACGCGCAGCUUCAUCAAGCCGGCCUUUGGCCGUUCGUCUCCCAGGCACGAAAGGAGAUCAACCCGGCGCUGAUCCGAGCCAUCUACUCCAACCUCCGGCGUGAGGACGACGUGCUCUACUCGCUUGUCAAGAGCACGCCGAUCGAGCUCACCGUGGAGCAGCUUGGGCACAUCGAUGUGUCUCACUAUGGUGGAGAGGAUUGGGUGCUCAACAACGAGGGCCUUAUCCUCAACGAGCUUGGCAUCACCGAGCUCAAACGCCAUGCCUCGGGACGCCCAACCAUCCACUCCGCCAACCCCGAAGGCCGCCUCGUCCUCUACAUCGUCUCCCGGAUCCUCAAACCGAGGAAGCACGGCCACACCAUCAUGCAC